UUUGACAUUAAAUCUAUCUGUGUUUUCUUGCUUAUUAUCUAAAGGACAGAGUGUCUUUAAGUAUUUUUUUGGGCUAAAAUCGAAGUUGGGUGUGUUGAAAACUGUUGGGUUUAUAAUUUAUUUGAAGGUUAAGUGUUGGGAAUCUCUAUUUCGGCCAAAAUCUGAUGAAAAUGGAAAUUCGACCUUUGUUUGUGCUAAAUCUUGUAGGAUAAUAUUAUUUGGUGGUUAAAGUUUGUUUUAAUUCGUUGCAUGUCGAGAAAAAGCUUGAAGAACUCAACAUUCUUUAUAUUCUGUGAUUUGAAAUCAGUGUUAGUGAACUGGAUUUCUUACUCGAUUUUUUUUGUUUCAGUUUGUCAUUUUUUUUAACUAAAAGGUGAAUGAUAUUUUCUGUUUCAAUAAGUUAUUUCAGCUUGUUCUUCUCUCUUAGCAGCAUUCUCAUUAGCAAAAUGUAUCGUUUUGUAGCAAAUCUUGCUUCCAAAGCCAGAGUGGCAAGAACCAACACCCAACAAAUUGGUGGAAGGUUAAAUUGGAGUAGAAGUUAUGCUGCAAAGGAUAUUAGAUUUGGUGUUGAAGCUCGAGCUGCAAUGCUUCAAGGUAUUGAAGAACUUGCUGAUGCUGUUAAAGUCACUAUGGGUCCAAAGGUGAAUUUUUUAUCAACCCCAUUAGUCAAUACACUCUGUUUGUUACAUAGAUUGUUUAUAUAUUUAUAUGUAAACAAUUCAACCCCAUUAGUGAAUACACACUGUUUGUUACAUAGAUUGUUCAUAUAUUUAUAUGUAAACAAUGUUUAGUAUAAAAUAUUGUGACUUAUAGUACUUGAAAUGUUACUGCAUCUUUAGAAGCUGAAAUAAGUGUCAGGUUGCUGAUUGUUUUUUAGGCAAGCAACUGCUAUAGUGGAGACAUAUUUUGUGCCUUACUUUGCUAUUUGAUGAACUGCUACUACAUUUGAAUGAGUUUUGUAUCUGCACUUUGAGAGUUGUUUACUGUGUUUGAAUGAUUGCAUUUACAACAAACAUAUGUGGUCUUUGAGAUAGAAACUCCUAUACUUGAUUGGUGCCUACUUUUGCCAAACAAGAAUUGAUGCUACA
Messenger RNA from Lycium barbarum (goji berry), 1088 nucleotides. RefSeq lists its product as uncharacterized. The record is from RefSeq and is a predicted model, not a curated record. The transcript is spliced from 3 exons. Lineage: Eukaryota; Viridiplantae; Streptophyta; Magnoliopsida; Solanales; Solanaceae. Bases 378 to 791 code for a protein of 137 amino acids.